AUGCAGCAGUCCCUUCAAACUCCGGGUCCUCCCCCAACCCCUUGCCCCCCCGCCUCCACCCUACCUCUCUAUCUAGAACAGCCCUGUUAUCACUUCCAUCUGCGCGCCUUGGAUCUUGGCUCUCCCAGCCCUGACGCAUCUCUCAAAUAUGAGUUGCAUUACUCGUAGGCUACACGCGGACGCUACAUAGGAAUUUGCUUCAGAACGACUAUCACAAUGCAUCUCACGGCCACGCUCUUGUUUGUAGUCGUAACAGGCGUCAUAGGAGGUUGGGGAUGCAGCUGCAACACUGAGAAUGGUUUCUGUGAAAAGACUGGAAAGUGCAGGUGCAAACCAGGCUGGCAGGGGGACCACUGCGAGCGCUGUAUCCCCUUCCCGGGCUGCCUGCACGGCUCUUGUGAGAAAGCGUGGCAAUGUGUCUGUCAACAGGGUUGGGUGGGCAGCCUGUGUGACCAAGAUAUUCGACUGUGCUCGUCACGUCCUUGUUCUGGGAAUGCCACCUGCAUAGAGACCGGAGAAGGGGGAUACCUGUGCGUCUGUCCUCAAGGUUUCACCGGACCAACAUGCCAGCUGAGGAAGAACAUUUGCCUCAUUAAUGGAUCUCCUUGCCAGAACGGAGGUACGUGUACAGAAACGGGUGACGCCAUGGAAUCUCACACUUCCUGCUUUUGCCCCCCUGGAUUUUCUGGAAAUUUCUGUGAGCUCCACACAGAUGUCUGUCAAGCCAACCCAUGUCUAAAUGGCGGCAACUGCACAAACCACGGAGCCACCUUCACAUGCUCCUGCCCGCCAGGCUUCUCCGGUUUGACUUGUAACGACACCGGCCUCUCUCCGUGCGUUGCUGGGCCUUGUGCUAAUGGUGCAACGUGCGUCAGCCAAACUGACGGAACCUUCCGCUGCGUUUGCCCCAAGUGGUUUUCGGGCCGUCUGUGUUCGGUGCAGCACCGACUGAAAGCUAAGCCCAAGCAGGCUGCCGCCAAGUCUGCCGAUCACAAGUUGUUUGCGCUGGCGCCACAGCACUACUCGCUUCCUGCGCACGCCUUCCACAAGCUUCUCCAACCGCCUGAGAGGGAUCUGCUCAAGAUCACGCUGAAGGAGACGGUGCACCGCUCCCCAGGCGUGCUGUCCAGCCAUGGUCAGCUGGUGUGUUUUGGCAUGCUGGCCCUACUUACCUGCCUGGUCAUCCUGGCCACCACGGGCAUCGUGUUAUUCGGCCGAUGUGAGGCGUGGCUGGCCAACGCCAAGUACAGCAAGCUUGUGCGGCAGCAGCGCGAGCACCUGCUGAAGGAGGCAGGCGGAGCUAGCCAGGAGGAGACGGAACACUCGGUGAACAUCAUACUGCCAGAGAAGAUCAGACUCAACAGCUUUGGGAGACACUAUACCUCCAUCUGA
Molecule: messenger RNA, 1392 nt
Organism: Nerophis lumbriciformis (worm pipefish)
Lineage: Eukaryota; Metazoa; Chordata; Actinopteri; Syngnathiformes; Syngnathidae
Source: RefSeq, a predicted model, not a curated record